GCGGAAGCGGCAUGCUUGACUGGGGCGGUACCGCUGCUGCUGCUGCGUGUGGAAGAGGCGCUUGAGGUCGUUUGUUUGCGAGGUUCCUAUCCGGGGCUUUAUUCUUGUCAUUUGCCGAAGGAAGCUUUCCCGUCUCUAUGCUGGCCGCCUUGGGAUUGACGCCGCCAUUAUGAUGCCCGUCUUCAAAAGCAGCCGUCGCGACUUUGCCUUCGGGCCGUGGAAGCUAACCGCCGCUCGGACCCACAUCAUCAAGUCGGCCGAUGCCGAGAGGUUAGCUGAAGAACUGCACAUGCCAUGCGUUCCAGAAAUGAUGUUUGGUGACAAUAUCCUAAGAAUUCAGCAUGAACUGCUCUUUGGCAUAGAGUUCAAUGCAACUGAUGCUUUAAAAUGUGUAAAUAACACCCAAGGAAUGGUUAAAGUUGCUUGUGCAGAAGAGUGGCAAGAAAGCAGGUCGGAGCCUGAACACACAAAGGAAAUUGUUAAACCAUAUGAUUGGACUUACACAACAGACUAUAAAGGAACUCUGCUUGGUGAAACACUAAAGUUAAAAGUUUCUUCCACAACAGAACAUAUAGAUACAGAAAAGUUAAAAGCCAAAGAACAGAUAAUGUUUUUUGAAGAAGUGCUCUUGUUUGAAGAUGAACUUCACGAUCAUGGGGUUUCAAGUCUGAGUGUCAAAAUUAGAGUAAUGCCUUCCAGUUUUUUUGUGCUGUUGAGGUUUUUCCUGCGAGUUGAUGGAGUUCUUAUUAGGAUGAAUGAUACAAGAGUUUAUCAUGAGGCCAACAAAUCAUACAUAUUGCGGGAAUAUACUUCUAGGGAAAGCAAAGUAUCAAAUCUAAAGCACAUUCCCCCAACACUGUUCACGGAACCUAAUGAGAUUGCUCAGUAUUUGCCUGUCAAGGAGCAUAUUUGUGAGAAGCUGGAAUUUCCUGAGAACUCAUGCCGUGAAUCUGCAGCUGCACCAGAAGGCACUUAAUGAGAUCGGCAUAAUCUGAUGAACUUGAUAUAGAUCCUGUUCUUAUCUUCUUGGCCCUUAGCAGUGAAGAUGAUGGGUAAAGAGGCCUGGCUAAAAUGUCUGUAGCCUUGGGAGUUUUUCCUGUACCUUCAUUGUGUCUCUGUUUUGAAAAUGCUCUGAUGUAAUAGGAAACUGCCGUUUCUGAUAUUGGAGAUUAAGAUCCCAAAUCAGGAUCAGUUAUAUUAAAGUAUGCAACAUUUCAAGAAACUGCAGAGAUGUUCAAAAAUCAAAACAAUACAAUAGUCCUUCAUAAGCGCAGUAACUUUUAAGGAUGUUGUUUUAACAUAGUCUUUUGUUAUAAAAGGACUUGUGUUUCAUAUAGUGUGAAAGAAAAUAAUUAUGUUUCUUCUCUAGGUUAAAUUUGAUUACUUUGUUGAAGAUCAUUGAUGCUUGAAAUUUCAGUUCAUUACAUUUAAUGUAUAUUGAAUGGUAUUCUUAAUAAUCCUCAUUUGCUUGCUGCCUGUCUUAUCAGAUAUGAGCUUUGUUACCUUCUAAACAAAGCUAAAUCAUUCAUUAAUUGUAAAACAAACAAGCUACAUAAUAAGUUGACUAAGUACAGAUAACAAUAGAAUCCAUUUUUGCCUGAUUCCUACCAUUUGGUCAUAAAUUAGAUGUUAAUAUGGUAUCAUAGAUUAAAAUUGUUAAUGCUC
This is a messenger RNA of Thamnophis sirtalis, 1665 nucleotides long. RefSeq names its product TOR signaling pathway regulator (gene TIPRL). Gene Ontology annotation, cellular component: cytosol. NCBI's taxonomy places the organism in Eukaryota, Metazoa, Chordata, Lepidosauria, Squamata, Natricidae. The record is from RefSeq and is a predicted model, not a curated record. Gene Ontology annotation, biological process: TOR signaling.